Messenger RNA from Arachis ipaensis, 724 nucleotides. NCBI's taxonomy places the organism in Eukaryota, Viridiplantae, Streptophyta, Magnoliopsida, Fabales, Fabaceae. The record is from RefSeq and is a predicted model, not a curated record.
ACAAAAGACCAAACAAGAAUUAUAUAACCUUAACAAAGUCAAGUCAACCUCCUUUGUCGUAUACUCGUAUAAUUAUAGAGGCUUUCCAAGCAGCUUCCAUUUCCGCGUUGAAGCCACAAUGAAUAAGCUACCUGUGUGUCCUGUAAUGCUACCUAAGCUGCUUCUACUAUUUCCCCCUCUUCACCCAAACACAUACCCUUCAAGUUGUUAUCUUUUUCUUUACUCAUAAUACCCAUCUAUGGCUUCCACCUCUUCUUCUUCGUCAAGAUCAUGCAAGUAUGAUGUGUUUCUCAGCUUCAGGGGUGAAGAUACUCGUUCUGGAUUCACUAGCCAUCUCUAUGCCGCCCUCACAAGGAAGGGAAUCACUACCUUCAUUGAUGACAACAACCUUCGCAAAGGUGAUGUUAUUUCACAUGAACUUCUCACAGCAAUUGAACACUCUAUGUUUGCAAUCAUUGUUCUCUCACCCAACUACGCUUCCUCCCCUUGGUGCUUGGACGAGCUCCAAAAGAUUCUUGAAUGCAAGGAUAACUUGGAUCAACACAUCGAGGUGGUGUUCUACGGUGUGGAACCUUCUGAUGUGAGGCACCAGAAAGGAACCUUCGGAGAAGCUUUCAGGAAACAUGAACACAGAUUCGGACUAGAAAGUGACAAGGUUAGAACAUGGAGACAUGCGUUAACACAAGUUGCCGGUUUCUCUGGUUGGACCUCCAAAAAUCAGUAA